Messenger RNA from Mobula hypostoma (lesser devil ray), 3787 nucleotides. RefSeq names its product alpha-actinin-2. The transcript is spliced from 22 exons. Gene Ontology annotation, molecular function: actin filament binding; calcium ion binding. Bases 183 to 3023 code for a protein of 946 amino acids. Gene Ontology annotation, cellular component: cell projection; Z disc; cortical actin cytoskeleton. Gene Ontology annotation, biological process: actin cytoskeleton organization; muscle cell development. The record is from RefSeq and is a predicted model, not a curated record. Lineage: Eukaryota; Metazoa; Chordata; Chondrichthyes; Myliobatiformes; Myliobatidae.
GGCGCGCGCUCCGGGCUGCCGCCUGCUCCAGCCGGGGGUCGGGUGAGGGUGUGCAGACAGGGUGUCUGCCUGCCGGCCGGUGAAUCAACAGCAGGGCAACGGCAGUGCAGAGCUCACCUGCGGGUGAACAUUCAGAAAGGUUCCCUUUUGUGCUCGUGUGCAGGCAGUAGCGGCAAAGCAUCAUGAUGUCCCAUGUCGAAAACCGUUCCACGACCUAUGUGGAAAAUCGCAGGGUGACCCAGGUGGAAAGCCGCACGACGACCCAGACAGAGACCGUGCAGUACAAUCACAACUAUGAGUACGAACUGGAGGACUACAUGAUGCAAGAGGACGAUUGGGACAGAGACCUCCUCUUGGACCCUGCCUGGGAACAACAGCAAAGAAAGACUUUCACUGCUUGGUGCAAUUCACAUUUGCGGAAAGCUGGCACUCAGAUCGAAAAUAUUGAAGAAGACUUCAGGAAUGGCCUUAAACUGAUGUUGCUUUUGGAAGUUAUUUCUGGUGAGCGCCUCUCAAAGCCAGACCAGGGCAAGAUGCGGUUCCAUAAAAUCGCGAAUGUGAACAAAGCUCUGGACUACAUAGCCAGCAAAGGAGUAAAACUUGUAUCAAUUGGUGCUGAAGAAAUAGUAGAUGGGAAUGUGAAGAUGACUCUGGGAAUGAUUUGGACGAUCAUCCUUCGUUUUGCUAUUCAGGAUAUUUCUGUAGAGGAAACAUCUGCUAAGGAGGGUCUACUCCUCUGGUGCCAGAGAAAGACUGCUCCAUAUAGGAACGUAAAUGUGCAGAACUUCCACACAAGCUGGAAAGAUGGCCUUGCUCUCUGUGCACUCAUCCACAGACACCGACCUGACCUUAUUGACUACUCCAAGCUACAAAAGGACGAUGCCCUUUACAACUUGAACCUUGCCUUUGAGAUUGCAGAAAAAGAACUGGAUAUUCCAAAAAUGCUGGAUCCAGAAGAUUUUGUAAAUACAGCAAGACUUGACGAAAGGGCUGUUAUGACUUAUGUUUCCUGUUACUACCAUGCGUUUGCAGGUGCAAGGAAGGCUGAGAUGGCAGCUAACAGAAUUUGCAAGAUACUGGCGGUUAAUCAGGAGAAUGAAAAAUCAAUGGAAGAUUAUGAGAAGCUGGCCAGUGAGCUCCUGCAGUGGAUUAAGAGGACCAUCCCCUGGCUGGAAAAUCGGACCCCAGAGAAGACCAUGCAGGCCAUGCAGCAGAAGUUGGAGGAUUUCCGAGACUAUCGCCGUCUGCACAAACCCCCCAAAAUCCAAGAGAAGUGUCAGUUGGAAAUCAACUUCAACACAUUGCAGACCAAGCUGAGGAUCAGCAACAGGCCAGCCUUCAUGCCUUCCGAGGGCAAAAUGGUUUCAGAUAUUGCAGGUGCAUGGCAGCGUCUUGAGCAGGUAGAAAAAGGCUAUGAGGAAUGGCUCCUGAGUGAAAUCAGAAGGUUGGAGCGUUUGGAGCACCUUGCUGAGAAGUUCAGACAGAAAGCCACAUCUCAGGAAGUAUGGUCACAUGAGAAAGAUUAUAUUUUGAUGCAAAAAGACUAUGAAUCCGUUAGUUUGAGUGAAGUCCGGGCCCUGCUGAGAAAACAUGAGGCAUUUGAGAGUGAUCUGGCUGCGCACCAGGACCGAGUGGAGCAAAUAGCUGCCAUCGCACAGGAGCUGAAUGAGUUGGAUUAUCACAAUGCUGCUGGAGUAAAUGAACGAUGCCAGAAGAUUUGUGAUAAAUGGGAUAAUUUUGGAACUCUCACUCAGAAGCGGAGAGAAGCUUUAGAGAGAACCGAAAAAUUAUUGGAAACUGUUGAUCAGCUCUUCUUAGAAUUUGCAAAGAGGGCUUCCCCCUUUAACAACUGGAUGGAAGGAGCAAUGGAAGAUCUGCAAGACAUGUUUAUUGUUCACAGCAUUGAAGAAAUUCAGAAUCUUGUAAUGGCUCAUGAACAGUUUAAAGCCACCCUUCCAGAAGCAGACAGUGAGAGACAAGCCAUUCUGGGAAUUCUCAAUGAAGUACAGAAGAUUAGUCAGACCUAUGGCAUUUCAUUUACAAUGUCCAAUCCAUAUACCACCAUAACCCGUGAAGAAAUUAAUGCCAAAUGGGACAAGAUGAAGCAAAUGGUUCCUCAGAGAGACUCAGCCCUGCAAGAGGAGGUUGUACGGCAGCAUUCCAAUGAGCGUCUCCGUCGGCAGUUUGCCAGCCAGGCUAAUGUCGUUGGACCUUGGAUCCAGCGUAAGAUGGAGGAUAUAGCUCAAAGUUCUAUUUCAAUGAGUGGAACACUGGAAGAUCAGAUGAACCAACUGAAACAGUAUGAGGAGGUGGUCAUUAACUACAAACCCAAUGUUGAUAAGCUAGAAGGAGAACAUCAGCUCAUUCAAGAGGCCCUCAUCUUUGACAACAAGCACACCAACUAUACCAUGGAGCACAUCCGAGUUGGCUGGGAGAUGCUGCUCACUACAAUUGCCAGGACUAUCAAUGAGAUCGAGACGCAGAUUCUAACAAGAGAUGCAAAAGGAAUCACUCAGCAACAAAUGAAUGAAUUCCGGGCUUCAUUCAACCACUUUGACAGGGAUGAUUCUGGCAAGCUGCGACCAAAGGAAUUCAGAGCCUGCCUCAUCAACCUUGAACAUGUUGGCAAUGAUAUACAGAAGAAGAAUGGAGCGAUGGAGCAUGAUGAUCUCAGAGCUUGUCUCAUCUCCAUGGGUUUUGAUCUGGGGGAGGCUGAGUUUGCUCGGAUCAUGAACUUAAUUGAUCCAGAUAAUACUGGCAAAGUGACCUUCCAGUCCUUCGUCAACUUCAUGACCCGAGAGACUGCUGACACAGACACAGCCGAUCAGGUCGUGGCUUCCUUCAGGAUUCUAGCAGGAGAUAAGCCUUACAUUCUUCCUGAGGAAUUGCGUCGAGAGCUACCAUGCAAACAGGCUGAGUACUGCAUUUCCAGCAUGCCACCGUACCGAGGACCAGGCAGCAUUCCAGGAGCCCUGGACUAUGUCUCAUUUUCAACUGCGCUGUAUGGUGAAAGCGACCUGUAAUGAAGAAUUUUCGCAACCUUUUCUUUCCAAAGCUUAAAUAUUUUAAUGGUAGAAAGUGUGGAACAAUGAAUAACCUUGAAUGCAAAAUUAGAAGUGAAUGUCUAAAAUGGAUGUAGUGCUGUGUGUAGCACUUCGAGAAUGAAGAAGAAUGUCAGCCUGGUAUGAAUUGUAUUAAUGUUUGGGGAAAAUCCAUUAGCAUUUGAUGAGACUGAAUACCUUUUUGUGACUCAAAUCUGACUCCAAACCAUAUUUAAAAAUUUGAAAAUUUACCUUCCCUGGUAUUAAAGUUGACUCAUAGAUGACUUGAUAGAAUUGUUCAUGAAACAUGUAAGGAAAUUAUCUUUCCACUUGUACUUUAAAGUAAGCAGUUCAUACUCCUAUUACAGUAUUUCUAUGGAAAAACUCAAUUAUUCGUCAUAACUUAAAUGCAGUUUGUGACAGCGAUCAAGGAAUAAACUUAUGGGCCAGUCAUGAGCACAGAAACACUGUGCACAUCUCUCCUUUGGCACCCGCUGCUCUCCCAUGUUAGUACUUUGGGCGUAAAAAAGAAAACUGCAGAUGCUGAAAAUCUGAAAUAAAAACAGAAAAUGCUGGAAAUAUCCAUCAGGUCAAGCAGCAUCUGUAGAAAAGGGAAGCAAAGCUCACCUGAAACACGUAUUCCAAACACAAGAGACUCUGCAGAUGCUGUAAGUCCAGAGUAACACAGACAAAAUGCUGGAGGAACUCAGCAGGUCAGGCAGCAUCAAUGGAAUGGAAUAAAGAAU